This is a messenger RNA of Danaus chrysippus (African queen), 504 nucleotides long. The record is from the annotation of a GenBank genome assembly. NCBI's taxonomy places the organism in Eukaryota, Metazoa, Arthropoda, Insecta, Lepidoptera, Nymphalidae.
AUGGUAGAGCUUUUUCUAGCUGCCAGUGCUACAUAUAUAAGCUGUAAGACCAACCCUUUGCAGUCACAGGCUCGAGUUUGUCUGCAUCCAACACAUCUAGCAACUAUGAAGGUCAUCAUUUUGUGUACCGCUGUACUAAUAUCCAGCGUUUCUGCUGGUUUAUUAUCACCUGCACCCUACGCGUACGCCCGGCCAGCCCUUCUUGCCCGGCCAUACGCGCCGUAUGCUGUAGCUAAAGUAGCUGCACCCGUCGAAGAUUAUGAUCCAAACCCUCAAUACUCCUACGCUUAUGACAUACAGGAUGCUCUCACUGGUGAUUCCAAGAGCCAGCAGGAAAGUCGUUCUGGUGACGUCGUUCAAGGCUCCUACUCCCUGGUAGACCCUGACGGAACCCGUCGUAUAGUGGAAUACACUGCGGAUCCCCAAAACGGGUUCAACGCUGUGGUCAGCAGACAACCUCUAGGAGCAGUCGUGAAAGCAGCACCUAUUGCUGCUAUUCACUAA